Molecule: messenger RNA, 1430 nt
Organism: Nymphaea colorata (pocket water lily)
Lineage: Eukaryota; Viridiplantae; Streptophyta; Magnoliopsida; Nymphaeales; Nymphaeaceae
Product: peroxisomal membrane protein 11D-like
Exons: 9
Coding region: 477-1184 (235 amino acids)
Biological process (GO): regulation of peroxisome size; peroxisome fission
Cellular component (GO): peroxisomal membrane
Source: RefSeq, a predicted model, not a curated record
AAUUUCUCGUUUUGUCCUCUCUCCUCUCUCGGUCUCUCGUUCCUCUCCUCUUUCAGAGCCUCUCCGCUCUCGCUCUCUCCUGCCUUUCCUCUCUCGCUGCCUCUCCCCUCUCGCUCUCUCCUUCCUCUCCUCUCUCGCCAGAGCCUCUCCUCUCUCGGUCUCUCCUUCCUCUCCUCUUUCAGAGCCUCUCCUCUCUCGCUCUCUCGUUCCUCUCCCCUCUCGCUCUCUCGUUCCUCUCCUCUCUCGCUGCCUGUCCUUUCUCGCUCUCUCGUUCCUCUCCUAUUUCCCCAACAUCUUCAGGCACCAUCUUGAACAGGAAAUUUGGGUUUAUCCCUCUUGGCUGCUCCUUUACACAGGCAAAUCAGCUAGAAAGCGACAUAGCAAGGACUGGAAUACAUUGUGAAUUGGAUCUUGAAAACCACCGGUGAAUAGUCAAGCCUAUAUCACCUAAUCAGAGCAAAUAUUUUAGCUGAAGGAUGACUACCUUAGAUGUAAGUAGAGCAGAACUUGCUCUCCUAGUUGCAUAUCUGAACAAAGCUGAAGCAAGGGAUAAGAUAUGUCGUGCUAUACAAUAUGGAUCAAAAUUUGUAAGCAAUGGUGAACCAGGAACUGCUCAAAAUGUUGACAAGUCAACUAGCUUGGCACGUAAGGUGUUUCGACUCUUUAAGUUUGUCAAUGAUCUGCAUGCUCUUAUUAGCCCAUCACCUCGAGGAACUCCCCUUUCACUAAUUUUACUUGGGAAGUCCAAAAAUGCGUUGCUGUCAACCUUCUUGCUUCUAGACCAAGUUGUCUGGCUGGGAAGAACAGGCAUCUACAAGAACAAAGAAAGGGCAGAGUUGAUCGGGAGGAUUUCCCUCUUUUGUUGGUUGGGUUCCAAUAUCUGUAGUACGAUAAUUGAGCUUGCAGAACUUGGGAGGUUAUCGGCUUCCAUGAAAAAGUUGGAGAAAACUCUCAAAGAAAAUGAUAAGAGUAAAAAUGAGCAAUACCUUGAGAAGGCCAAAAAAUCAAAGGAGAGGUCUUUAGCUCUGGUGAAAGCUUCUAUUGAUAUAGUAGUUGCAGUUGGUCUGCUUCAGCUAGCACCAGGGAAAGUCACUCCUCGGGUAACUGGAGGCUUUGGAUUCGUCAGUUCCCUCAUCUCGUGCUACCAGUUGCUUCCCUCGCGAGAAAAGGGCAAGCCAUCGUGAAGGUGGAAGGUGAUGUUUUGCAUGGAGCGUUCACGAUUUCCAAGGGAUGUGGAUGGAAUCUCCAGGGUCAUGUAGAUUAAGAUGCAUGGACCGCAUGGCUUUGUGAACUCAGCUGCAUAAAUGCCUCUGUCUUGACCGUUAGCGUAUAAAAAGAUUGAGAUUGCUCCUCUAUGUUAGUUUUAAACUGUAUGGUCAAAAUGAGCUGAUUUAAACAUAAAUAGAGGAAACUUGAGAUACCCUUUGAUA